Molecule: messenger RNA, 2730 nt
Organism: Plectropomus leopardus (leopard coralgrouper)
Lineage: Eukaryota; Metazoa; Chordata; Actinopteri; Perciformes; Serranidae
Gene: syk
Product: spleen tyrosine kinase
Biological process (GO): protein phosphorylation; intracellular signal transduction
Cellular component (GO): cytoplasm
Molecular function (GO): ATP binding; non-membrane spanning protein tyrosine kinase activity
Source: RefSeq, a predicted model, not a curated record
UCUGCGCUGCACCACCUCACUGUAAAGCAGUCCACACAGUGGCUGUGUACCAGUCCGCCCAGUGACUGUUCAUGUGGUCCAACUGGGAAACGCAGGCGGGAUCAUCAUCAGUGACUGACUGCUUUCAUGUGUGUGACAAUAACUUAUUAUUUUUGUCAGGUGCUGGCUCGCUUUAAGAUGAUCUGUUCACAUGUUCAGACCACUGGCAGCUGAAAUGCUGAAGAACUGAAAGAACCAAACGACAGGAGGACCAACACUCUGCAAACACUCCACCACAUCGCACACAGGCAAUUGCAUCCUGGUGGCUGAGAGGGGGUCAACUAUCCAGAAGCCAACAUGGCUGACGAGGUGAAUGCAUUGCCAUUCUUCUAUGGAAACAUCACCAGGGAGGAGGCAGAGGACUACCUGCAGCAGGGGGGCACAAGUAACGGCCUGUACCUGCUACGGCAAAGCCGAAACUAUCUGGGUGGCUUUGCACUGUCUGUGUUGCAUUCAGGCCGCUGCUACCACUACACCAUUGAAAGAGAACCCAAUGACACAUAUGCUAUCGCUGGAGGUAAAAGCCACAGGAGCCCUGUGGAUGUGAUCGACUACCACUCCCAGGAGACGGACGGCCUUGUGUGUCUGCUAAAGAAACCCUGCAACAGGCCCAAGAACAUGCAGCCAAAGGUGGGGCCGUUUGAGGACCUGAAGGAGAAACUGAUCCGAGAGUAUGUGAAGCAGACAUGGAACCUGCAGGGAGCAGCUCUGGAGCAGGCCAUCAUCAGCCAGAGGCCUCAGCUGGAGAAGCUCAUCUCCACCACGGCACAUGAAAAAAUGCCCUGGUUCCAUGGAUCGAUAACCAGAGAGGACUCUGAGCCCAGGCUUCAAAACGGCUCCCGUACAAAUGGAAAAUUCCUGAUCCGACAGAGAGAUGCGAAUGGAUCCUACGCUCUGUGUUUGCUCCAUGAAGGACAGGUGAUGCAUUAUCGCAUUGACAGGGACCGGACCGGCAAGCUGUCCAUCCCCGAUGGCAAGAAGUUUGACACCCUGUGGCAGCUAGUGGAGCACUACUCAUACAAACCAGACGGCCUGCUGCGAGUACUAACAGAGCCCUGCGCCAGACCUGACGGGGCCACGAUAGGACAGACGUUCCUUUCACGGGACCAUCCUGGAUUAUCCUCUACCUUGCACAAUGCUGCAGGUGGAAUUCUCUCCAGACUCAGAACAGUUCCCAUCCCUGGCCUGAAAAAGAACCGCGGAUCUCGACACAACACCAAGGAUAAUCUCAAUCCCUAUGAGACCAGGGUGCCCAACAGUCAAGCAGCCAGCAAAGAGGCCAUGCCGAUGGACACAGAGGUGUAUGAGAGUCCGUACGCAGACCCAGACGAACUGAGAAGCUCCACAGUGGAUCGCAGCCAGCUCUACCUGGAGGAUGGAGAACUGGGCUCUGGGAACUUUGGGACAGUCAUGAAGGGAAUCUACAAGAUGAGAAAGAUAGAGAAACCAGUCGCAGUCAAAAUCCUGAAGAAUGAUGACAACAACCAGUCAGUGCAUGAGGAGAUGCUGCGAGAGGCCAAUGUUAUGCAGCAGCUGGACAACCCUUACAUCGUGCGGAUGAUCGGGAUCUGCGAGGCAGAGAGCCUCAUGCUGGUCAUGGAGCUGGCCGAGCUGGGGCCGCUCAACAAGUUCCUGCAGAAAAACAAGCAGACGACCAUAAAGAACAUCACAGAGCUGGUCCACCAGGUGUCGAUGGGGAUGAAAUACCUGGAGGAGCAUAACUUCGUCCACAGGGACCUCGCUGCCAGGAACGUGCUGCUGGUCACGCAGCACUAUGCCAAGAUCAGCGACUUCGGCCUUUCCAAAGCUGUCGCUGAGGAGCAAAACUACUAUAAGGCUAAAGGUCAUGGGAAGUGGCCAGUGAAAUGGUACGCUCCUGAGUGUAUAAACUACUUCAAAUUCUCUUCCAAAAGUGACGUGUGGAGUUUUGGGGUACUCAUGUGGGAGGCCUACUCCUACGGCCAAAAACCAUACAAGGGAAUGAAAGGAAAUGAUGUCAUGCAGAUGAUUGAAAGUGGACAACGUAUGGAUGCUCCAGUCAACUGUCCACAAGAGAUGUAUGAGCUCAUGAGGUCCUGCUGGACAUACAAGGUGGAAGAAAGACCUGCGUUUACUGUUGUUGAGCCAAGACUACGAGAGUAUUAUUAUGACAUUGCACAGUGAGUCUCCUCAUGGAUGUUAUGAUAUUAUGCAAAACCAAAAACUGCAUUUAUUCAUGUCUAAAUGGCUGGAGAUGGUUAUGGAUUAUUAUGCUGUUGUAAAAUAUUAACUUCACCUAGUGGAUUAAUUUCAACAGUACCAUCAUUAUGCAAAUGCCAUUUAUUUGAUUAAUUUUCAUGUUCCUUCCUGAAUGUAAACAAUAUGAGAGUUGUAAUAAAAAGAUACAAGUCGAGCUUAUUUUAUGAACAAACAUUCGUGUUACAGCUCACAAACUACACAACUCAUUCAUGCAGUAGUCUUUUAUACUAUUUGUGGAUGGAGCUGCACCAACAUGAUGUCAUUGUAGUUAACCCUUUGAAACCUGGCCAAAUUGGCUUGAUAUCUUUCAAAAACAUGGAAAGAAGGCGAUGAGCAACACAAGAAAUGAUCCCAAAAUUAGUAAGAAUUACUAAUUCGUAAGAAAAGUAAAGGUUACCUGAAAAUUAGCACACAAAAAAUUGAAAAUUAAAGAAACAAGAAUAAUAUAAGAAU